UAUUCUAUUAAAACUGUAUCAAUACGACAAGAAUAAUAUUGGUCAACAUCACAACUAAAUGUACAUGUCAGUUUCUUUUAUCUCCGUCCGGCGAGAAACUGCUUAUUCAAUCUAAAAUGUAUAAAUUUUUAUCUAACAAUUUUCGUGUUCUCAAAAACGGAAAAAUCAAUUGUUCUAAAUGGUAUCACAGUGAAAAUGUGUUUGGGUUCAGGAAAAAAGUAAAGGAGGAUUACUUAAUUACUGAAGAUAUUCUUCAAAAUAGGUCCAAGGAAAGCAAUUUUUACAGAUUAGUAACAGCUUAUAGAGAACAUGGUCAUAAAAAAGCUGAAAUUGAUCCAGUUUGUAUCAAGGAACAUAUAAAGCAAUUACCUGAACUGAAUAUAAGUCGGUAUAGUUUAGAAAAUGGAGAUAGGGUUAACACAAAAGGAAUUCUCGAAUGCGACAAAGAUGAGAUAACCGUUCAAGAAGCUGUGAUAAUUUUAGAAAAUUCAUACGCGAAGCAUAUUUCGGCAGAGUUUUCCUAUUUAGAGGAAGAGGAAGAACGGGAAUGGUUCGCCAAAGAAUUCGAAAAAUUGCAGCACAUAACCAUAGACGAUAAGGUAAAAAUCCAGAUGGCUAAGGAAAUGCUGAAAGCCCAAGAAUUCGAUCGGUUUUUGGCGGCGAAAUAUCCAGGCUUGAAAAGGUACGGGGGAGAAGGCGCAGAGGGUAUGAUACCCUUCUUCAUGGAGUUAUUCAGGCUUUCUGCCAAGGAAGGUAUUAGCGAGAUAGUAAGUGGAAUGCCUCACAGAGGAAGGCUCAAUAUACUCACAGGUCUUCUCCAAUAUCCACCCUCUCAAAUUUUCCUUAGGCUGAAGGGCGAGAAGGAUUAUCCAGGCCAUUACCAAGCCACCGGGGAUGUACUCAGCCACAUAAACGCUUCCGUGGAUCUACACUAUGGGAACGAAAAGGUUCAUGUAACGGUAUUGAAGAAUCCUUCACAUCUAGAGGCCGUAAACCCUGUGUCCGUGGGAAAAACCAGGGCGAAGCAAAUGAUGCACAGGGAUGGAGACUACGGCAGAGAUGGACGUUUAAGCGACAAAAUAUUAAACUUGCAGGUGCAUGGUGAUGCAGCUCUCAUGGGACAAGGGGUUAACCAAGAAACCCUGAACAUGAGCCAAACGCCUCAUUUCGAAGUAGGCGGUUCAAUUCACAUGGUAACAAACAAUCAACUUGGAUUCACUACGCCGGCGGAGAGGGGAAGAUCUUCGAGGUAUUGCACAGAUCUAGCCAAGAUGAUCUCAGCCCCUGUUGUGCAUGUUAAUGGUGACCAUCCAGAGUUGGUCUUCAAAGCCACGAAACUUGUGUUUGAUUAUCAGAGAAAGUUUAGAAAGGACGUUUUUCUGGACAUAAACUGUUACAGACAAUGGGGACAUAAUGAAUUGGAUGAUCCAUCAUUCACGAACCCUCUGAUGUAUAAAAUUAUACGUUCGAAAAAAACGGUUCCGGAUUUGUACUCCGAGAAACUGAUCGCUGAUGGUUUGUUGACUGAAGAUGAAAAGAAUGACAUAACAUCCUCCCAUUCCAAAUGGCUGAACGAUUGUUACAAAAGUUGCGAUUCGUUCCAACCACAGGAUCCAUCUUUCAACGGCAAUUGGAAAGACUUCGAGGAAGCCAAGGAUCAAGUAACUGUUUGGGAUACAGGAGUCGACUCAGACGUUUUGACCUUCCUCGGAAUGAAAUCCGUGCAAUAUCCUGACACAUUCAAUAUACAUCCCACUUUGUUGAAGUCCUACGUUAAAAACCGUUUAUCCAAAAUAUCCGAAGGCGCUUAUAUUGAUUGGGCAACAGCAGAAACUCUGGCGUUUGGGUCAUUGUUAUAUGAAGGUUUCAACGUGAGGAUAAGUGGUCAGGACGUGGGUCGAGGAACUUUCUCUCACCGCCAUGUCAUGUUAGUCGAUCAAGAAACUAACGAAUUAUACAUCCCUCUCAAUCAUUUACACAAGGAUCAGCAAGGUUUUUUAGAAAUUGCCAACAGUACCCUAUCGGAAGAAGCUGUGAUCGGUUUUGAAUACGGCUUUAGCUUAGAGUCUCCAAGAAAUCUGUGCAUUUGGGAGGCCCAAUUCGGCGAUUUUUUCAAUGGAGCCCAAAUACCAGUGGACACCUUUGUUACAUGUGGCGAAACUAAAUGGCUCUAUAGCAGUGGACUUACCAUGCUACUUCCCCAUGGUUACGAUGGUGCCGGUCCAGAUCAUAGUUCUGCAAGAAUCGAGAGAAUAUUAUUGCAGACAGAUUCCAAAGAAGACAGGGUAGACGGAGAUAAUGUCAAUUUGCAAGUUUGUCAGCCAAGUACGCCAGCUCAGUAUUUCCACCUACUGAGGAGACAGAUGAUGAGAAACUUCAGGAAGCCUCUGAUUAUAAUAGCCCCAAAAACUUUAUUGAGAUUGGCGGAAGCUACUUCGAGUUUUUCUGAAAUUUCUCCACGUACUUCAUUCAUGCCUGUCAUAGGUGACACAACGUGUGAUCCAGAAAAAGUAACGAAAAUAUUGAUAACUUCCGGUAAACAUUAUUACACCCUCUUGAAUAAAAAACAAGCAAUUAGAGACCAUACCACAGCUUUAAUCAGACUAGAAUCUUUUUGUCCUUUCCCUACAGCGGAGUUAUUGAAAGAAAUAGAAAAAUUCAAAAGGAAUGCAGCGAUAGUUUGGUGCCAAGAAGAACCAAGAAAUAUGGGAGCUUGGUCAUUUGUUAGACCAAGAUUCGAAAACCUCAUAGGCAGAAAGAUUUUCUACUGUGGAAGAGAAGUUUCAGCCGCUUCAGCUGUAGGAGUCACUAAGUUACAUCACAAAGAAGUCAUGGAUAUUGAAACGAAACCAUUUACAUAUAAUUUUAACUGAUUUUUCUCUAUUAUACACUUGUUUCAUGAAAAA
Molecule: messenger RNA, 2906 nt
Organism: Coccinella septempunctata (seven-spotted ladybird)
Lineage: Eukaryota; Metazoa; Arthropoda; Insecta; Coleoptera; Coccinellidae
Product: probable 2-oxoglutarate dehydrogenase E1 component DHKTD1, mitochondrial
Exons: 17
Coding region: 117-2873 (918 amino acids)
Biological process (GO): tricarboxylic acid cycle
Molecular function (GO): thiamine pyrophosphate binding; oxoglutarate dehydrogenase (succinyl-transferring) activity
Source: RefSeq, a predicted model, not a curated record